Messenger RNA from Mustela lutreola (European mink), 1875 nucleotides. RefSeq names its product tRNA methyltransferase 5 (gene TRMT5). The record is from RefSeq and is a predicted model, not a curated record. Gene Ontology annotation, cellular component: cytoplasm; mitochondrial matrix. NCBI's taxonomy places the organism in Eukaryota, Metazoa, Chordata, Mammalia, Carnivora, Mustelidae. Gene Ontology annotation, biological process: mitochondrial tRNA methylation; tRNA N1-guanine methylation.
GGAGUAGACGCGACCUGAUGACGCUCGUCUCUUGGUGGCGAACGGUGAUGAUGUCAUCGAGGGCCAGCCUUUCCACGAGUGACCCGUUUCCGACCCGCACCAGAGCCUGCGAGGGGUGUAGUCUUGGAGUCAGCCGCGGAGCGACGCCGGGAAUUGGGAUGGUGACGUUGGUGAGGUGGAUCUUACCGAGGCCAUUUGGAUUCUCAAGAAUACUUUUCAAAGUGGAAAACUGUAGAAUAUCUGAAUCAGAAUCACUGACUCCACUAUCUUGGACAUCACAAAUACAGAAGCAUAGCAGAGCACCUUUCUUGUUGGAUCAAAGAAAAAAAUUCUCAACUAUGCCUGAAAUAGAAACAGACCAGAGAGACUCUGAAUUGUUUUCACCACCCUCUAAUGUUCGAGGAAUGACAAAACUUGAUAGAACAGCUUUUAAAAAGACAGUAACCAUCCCAGUGCUUAAAGUUAGGAAAGAAAUAGUCGAUAAAUUGAUGCGAUCCCUUAAAAGGGCAGCACUGCAGCGCCCAGGCAUAAAACGUGUGAUUGAAGAUCCAGAAGAUGAAGAAAGUAGACUAAUUAUGUUGGAUCCCUAUAAAAUAUUUACUGAUGACUCCUUUGAGAGAGCAGAACUCAGUAUUUUAAAGCAGCUUAAUGUCAAUCCACAGAUUUCUAAAUACAGUUUGGAACUAACUUAUGAAAACUUUAAGUCAGAAGAAAUCUUGAAAGCUGUGCUUCCUGAAGGUCAAGAUGUGACUUCAGGUUUUAGCAGAGUUGGACAUAUUGCCCAUCUGAACCUUCGAGAUCAUCAACUACCUUUCAAGCACUUAAUUGGCCAAGUUAUGAUUGACAAAAAUCCAGGAAUCACCUCAGCAGUAAAUAAAAUCAAUAAUAUUGAUAAUACAUACCGAAAUUUCCAAAUGGAAGUGCUAUCUGGAGAGGAGAACAUGAUGACCAAGGUUCGAGAAAACAGCCACACCUAUGAAUUUGAUUUUUCAAAAGUCUAUUGGAAUCCUCGUCUCUCUACAGAACACAGUCGUAUCACAGAACUUCUCAAACCUGGGGAUGUACUGUUUGAUGUUUUUGCUGGGGUUGGGCCUUUUGCCGUUCCAGCAGCAAAGAAAAACUGCACUGUAUUUGCUAAUGAUCUCAAUCCUGAAUCCCAUAAAUGGCUGUUGCACAAUUGUAAAUUAAAUAAAGUGGACCAAAAGGUGAAAGUCUUUAACUUGGAUGGGAAAGACUUCCUUCAAGGACCAGUGAGAGAAGAGUUAAUGCAGCAGCUGGGACCACUGUCAAAAGAAAGAAAACACUCUGUGCACAUUGUCAUGAACUUGCCCGCAAAGGCUAUCGAGUUUCUCAGUGUUUUCAAGUCACUUUUAGAUGGGCCACCAUGCAGCACUGAGCUUCUUCCCAUAGUGCACUGUUACAGCUUUUCCAAAGAUCCUAAUCCUGCUAAGGAUGUUCAGCAACAAGCUGGGGCUGUGUUAGGCAUUUCCUUGGAGGCAUGCAGUUCAAUUCACCCAGUAAGAAAUGUAGCCCCUAACAAGGAAAUGUUAUGUAUCACCUUCCGGAUUCCUGCUGCUGUACUCUACAAGAACCAGACCCUAAAUCUAGAGAAUCAUGACGAUCCACCUCUUAAACGCCAGAGGACAGAAAAAAAAGUCUUUUCAGAAGAAAAAACUCAAAUUGCCUCAGUCACUUAAUUGGAAAAAGUUUUCUCUGUUUCCCCACUAGACACUUACGUAAUGAAAUAUAACUUGUAUGGUUUCAUAAAAUGUUAGCUAGGAACUUUAGAAUUGAACACUUCUGUUUUGCUCUUGCUGUCUUAUAAGUUGAAGAUUAUCGAAUUAGAAUUUAAAUGAAAUAAAUCUACUAAGCAUA